AUGACUGAGCGUAAGAAAACUGCUCUCAGAUGGCUUAACAGCGUUGGUAUACCAAGUUCAAGCGGAGUGGAAGCGGCGUGGUCGUGGGCGCAGCCGCAUCAAGGCUACCCACGGAGAUUAACGCCUUAUCCGAACCCAGCCAUGCACAUGGCGCAAAAGCGACAGCAAGUUCCGUACAACGCUCAGAAUCCAGCGGCUAUGCAGGGUUUCAACGGCGGUCUGACGACGGCCCCGAGUUACCCGACCAACUAUCCCACCGGGGCGAGGCCGAAUUUUCAGCAACAGUACCAGUCUAUGCAGAGUAUGAAUCCUACAGCGGCCGGUUUCGGGCCUAACCCGAUGAUACGAGCGACGAAUAUGAGGCAAGCGGCGCCGGCUUACAAUACCCCAUCUCAGACGGCCGCCGGCAACCAAUACGGCUACGGUAGCAACGGCGUACCCGGUGUCUGCAUGGUCCCACCUACCUCGGUUGGCAACCAAUUCGUCGGCCAUCAGCCGAACACGGGAUACGGCGGCGGCAACGCGUCGUACGGCGCGUCCGCCGUGGCGACCAGUCAAUACCAGCAAGAUGUGGUAUCGAUGAGAUCGUCGAACGGGGGCAACGUGAAUUAUCAGCACAGUCCCAUCCCCGGUAACCCGACGCCUCCGUUGACACCCGCCACCAGCAUGCCGCCUUACAUCAGUCCGAAUCCGGAUCCCAUCAAGCCUAAUUUCAAUGAGAUGAAAUCGCCCGUUAACAUUCAGAAUGAUGAAAUGAGACUAACAUUCCCCGUGAGAGACGGCAUAAUUCUUCCACCCUUCCGCCUAGAGCACAAUUUGGCUGUUAGCAAUCAUGUGUUUCAACUGAAGCCCACGGUGCAUCAGACGUUAGUGUGGCGAUCAGACCUGGAGCUACAGCUCAAGUGUUUCCACCACGAAGACAGACAGAUGAACACGAAUUGGCCGGCGAGUGUACAAGUCUCCGUUAACGCGACUCCCCUCGUGAUCGACCGCGGGGACAACAAAGCUACCCACAAGCCUCUCUACUUGAAGGACGUCUGUCAAGCAGGAAGGAACACAAUACAGAUUACCGUAUCCGCAUGCUGUUGUUUCAUAGACUGUGAUAAACGUAAGGUCACAAAUAUGCUAUUACAGUCGCACCUAUUUGUACUCCAACUGGUUCACCGACCCAGUGUGCGAAGUGUACUUCAUGGAUUAUUACGUAAAAGGUUGUUGACGGCAGAACACUGUAUAACGAAAAUCAAAAGAAAUUUCAGUAAUACGUUGUCGAAUGGCAUCCAAUCAGAGAAAGAUGUAGUCGAACAAACAGCACUAAAGGUACUCUUAAAAUGUCCUAUUACCCACAAACGCAUUACACUGCCAGCUAGAGGACAUGAAUGCAAGCAUAUACAGUGUUUCGAUUUGGAAUCGUACUUGCAAAUGAAUUGCGAACGAGGCAGCUGGAGGUGUCCAGUGUGUUCGAAAUCUGCACAGUUGGAGGGCCUAGAGGUUGAUCAGUAUAUGUGGGGUAUUCUGAAUACUUUAAAUACCACGGAAGUCGACGAAGUGACGAUAGACUCGGGCGCUAACUGGAAAGCCGCGAAGAACUUAACUGGUAUUAAAUCCGAGGAAGAAAGUGAUUGCAAAAGAACAACCAAGGCUAUGUCGCCAGGCAGUAUGAAUAUGCCAACUAUGAACAAUUGGGAUAUGAAUCAAGCUAUGAGUCCGUACAUACCGCCCGAUAUGAACAGUAUCGUGAGCGGCUCGAUGAUGAAUAACACAUCUUCCACGUAUCCGAGUAACAGCAUUAACCACCGGGGCGCGUCCGGAACAUACGAGAUGAACUCUGGAACGAAUACUAUCGGCAAUAAUGAUUACAUCGGUGGAACGGGUCCUCUCUCGCAUUUAAACGACUCCGUUAACUCUUUAGAUCCUCUCAAUGCUAUGGAGAAAUCACUCAACGACCAGAUGCCUCAUACUCCUCAUACGCCGCACACUCCGCAAUCUACCCCUCACACGCCAGCUGGUGGUGCCAGUGGACCGCCGAGUGUUCCGCCCGCGUCGCAAGAAUCCACGGGAAAUCACAACACCUCCGGCAAUACGAGUACCACAACCAUAAAUAACGAUUCCGCUGCGGAUAUACCAUCGGACUUAAAUUUCGACCCCGCUGCAGUUAUAGACGGGGAAGGUACCGGCCAAGAGGCGUUAAAUCUCUUGCCAGACAAUAUGGAUGCAAUGGAACUUCUCUCGUAUCUCGAUGCUCCUCCGGAACUAAACACUCCACCUAGUAGCGGCGCCAGCAGUGGUAAUCCUUCUAACGACGAUAUAUUGGCAUUCUUCGAUUAAGAAAAAAACUGAGAUAAAAGGCGAGUGAGUUUCGUAAAAAUGUAAUCAAAUUGCGACCCCCAUACUUUGUAACAAAAUGGUGAACAUCUUGCUAUAAUGAUCUUCUGACUACAGUAUUGCUGUGAAGAGACUUUUGUACAAGUCUCUUCCAAUCCUAUGAAAAGAACGAAGUUGAAUAAGAUAUUCAAUAUUUGUCUCUGAUAGGAGAAUAAACCUGGAAGGCUACUGUAUGUGAAUGGUUGCAGUAAAAAAAAAAAUUAAAUUGUAUUGGGGUCAUUGGGGGUGCUGCGUGUCACCUAAUUCAUGGUACAAAUAAUCUUAUGGUAAUUAUAAUAUUCCUAUUAAAUUUAGAGUUAAAAAGCUAAAGUUAAAAAAAUGAUUUUUAACGAUAAUACUGCAAACAAUAUACUAUUUGUAAAGACGUUAUUGCAUGGAUGGCAUUGUAUAUAUGUUAUUGAAAGAUAUGUUUUUGAAAAGAUAGAGAAAAUAAACACGAAACUCGUUAGGCAAGUAUUCUGGAAACGAUUGUGAAAUAGCAUAACUGUACGUUUACAUACAAAUUAUAUUAUUGUCAGUAUUCAGUUGUGUCACGAAUCGUAAUAAUGUUCAAUAGAAAAUGUCUGUUUAAGAGAUCAUUGUUAAUUUGUUUUAAGUCUGUCUUGCAAGAUCACAUUUUUUAUAUAGUUUUUGUGUUCACUUUAUCAAAAAGAAAUUAUAUUAAUCGAUGCGAAACUGUUUUAUUCGAAUCAUUUUCGAAUAUUUGCUCGAACGAAAAAUUAUGCUGUGCUAAUCUAUCGUUUCGGAAUAUUUCGGAGUUGUUCUUGCAAUAAGGUCUUUAUAUUCGAAAGCCGGUCUAUUCGCAUUCAAGGCUAUGAUAGACCUACAUAUUUAAAUUACAAAAAAUAAUUGUACAUAACUACUUUUGUAAAUAAAUUUUAAUUGACAUAAGAGUAAGAUAUUCAUCGGGAAUUGAGAAUUUCCCACCUAUUGAUGGAUAUUAUGCAAAUAGAUUGUUCCUUUACUUUAGAUUGUAGUAACAGAGAAAAAUUAGGGGAUAUCGGGCUUCACACUGGAAAUUUAACAAGAACAUGUGAUGUAUCUCCCGAGAUAGAAAUUACAGAUAUGAAAUAUAAAAAAAAGACGUAUAGAAAAUGAUAUUAACUUAAAUAAUGUCUUUAAAAGUCUAAUAAUUUUAUCAUUUUCAGAAGAUCUUAGCUCCCUACAAAGAUAUCUCUGUAUGCACGUAUGUUUGACUAUUGUAAAUAAGUGACAAAGAUGAAAAAUACGUGUGCAUCUAACAUCUCGGAAAAUUUAAUACUUGAAAUGUAUUUGCAAAAUUUUCUUUCUCGCAUUAAUCUAAUUUUCAAGUUACAAUUUUCUACUUUAGACAAAA
This is a messenger RNA of Vollenhovia emeryi, 3718 nucleotides long. RefSeq names its product zinc finger MIZ domain-containing protein 1 (gene tna). Gene Ontology annotation, biological process: protein sumoylation; regulation of transcription by RNA polymerase II. NCBI's taxonomy places the organism in Eukaryota, Metazoa, Arthropoda, Insecta, Hymenoptera, Formicidae. Gene Ontology annotation, molecular function: SUMO ligase activity; zinc ion binding. The transcript is spliced from 8 exons. The coding region runs from base 1 to 2325 and encodes 774 amino acids. The record is from RefSeq and is a predicted model, not a curated record.